UUUUCACGCAGCACAGACUUUUAGCUUUUAAUACUGGUAUCACUUUACGGUAAAUCGUCAGUGUUUGUCCUUAUUCUGACAGACACGGUGUUUGUGUUCCGUGUUCUACCGUAACUAGAUAGCUAGCAUAUUUGUAAUACCUAAUAGUAAGGCGGAAGUUUUUUUUAACAGAAUGUCUACAAAUAGUUAGAACGAAAUGUAGUUCAAGUGUUAUGAUCCAAAGAAAUAUAUCGUGUGACAACUGUGAUAUAUAUUAUAAUAUUUAUACAUAAGUGAAAACCGUUCUUGUACUGUAUAGUGCACUUGUGUUUGGACAGAAUGAAGUCUAUCAUCUGUUUGCUUGUGUUAUUGAUUGUAUUGAAAGUCGAUCGGAUUGGCGGAGACUGCAUUCUCUCACUAAAAACCGACUUCGGGUCUCCAUCAGCUGUGUACCUAUUGGGUAAUGAGUUCCUCACUCCCAACACGGCGAGUGGCGCCAUCUUCCUGCGCCGCGGCACUGUUCUGACCGUCGCGUGCCCGCAGCGGGCGGUCACCAUCGCCGGCCAGGCUACUAGGAAAGAAGCGGUGGACGCCAAAUGCGUCUCAACAUCCACCUUCUCUGUAGGAAAAUGGACCGGAGAGCUGAACCAAUUGAACUGCAGUUCCGCACCUGUGUUCACGGUCAAGGAAACCAACAAAGCUUGCUACGGAGGCGGUCAGACGGUCAAGGUGGGCUACACAAUCCGCGAUAAGCUAUACGAGCUAUACUCAGCGUGCUUCGAUCGAAGCAAGCUAAACACGUUCUUCGUGAAGCAUAAGCUGUUGCCGAGCAGCGUCAACAUACAGACCGGUCACAAACGGCCGCAGUUCACAGGUGGCGACCUCUUCCCAAGUAAAGUGCACAUCGAGAAACUAUACAAGACGCAGUAUGAAAAGAACAGGUUCAAUGAGAUUCUUGGACCUAAUAUGGCGGACAAGUAUUUUAGCAAACAACAGUUCCUAACGCGUGGCCACUUGGCCCCAAGAGCAGACUUCUCUCUCGCAGCAUUGCAGCGCGCCACGUUCCACUUCGUCAACGUAGCUCCUCAGUGGAUGAAGGGCAACCGAGGUGACUGGGGCGCUCUUGAAGAGGCCCUUCGCCGACGAGUGAAAACCACCAACUCUUCAGUAACAGUAUAUACCGGGACCCACGGGGUCCUAGCGCUGCCCGGGACCCAGGGAGAGAAGGAACUGUACCUGUACUCGGAUGAGAACAACAAUAUGGCCGUGCCAGUGCCUUUGUACUUUUAUAAGCUGGUUCACGACCCAGCCCGCCGAGCAGCGACAGCCUUCAUCACAAUCAACUCUUCCUUCUUCAACUCAUCAAUGGAUAACGCGUUGACAUUCUGCGAGGACGCAUGCGCGAGCUGGUUGACAUGGCGGGACGACGCUACGCAUAGCUUCUGCUGCAGCUAUGACGCGUUCAGCAGGGUUAUAGACCAUGUUAAGCUGGAGGUCGAUGAACUCUAUUAGCACAUAAUAAAGAGUACUACACAGUAUGGCGUCCGCUCCCCGCUGAAAGUGCUCCCCGCUCUCGAUUACCUCACAGUUACCGCCUGACAAGAACGCGACCAGUCGCGAGCUUAGACUGUGCAUAGGAACGUGCCUACGCCUCUUUCAUAUAUUUGAUUGUGUAUGUUUGCCUUUUGUCCACUAAGAUUGUCGUUUGUGCAAUAAUUAAUGUUUCCUGGAUUGUUUCGACGACAAUUAUUAUUUCAAAUUUAUUUAUUUUGCUAUAAUAAUUCAUUGAAUUGACUUUAGAUAUGUCUUUAACUGUCUAUUGUCCAUAAAGAGAAGGUGGAAUAAUAGUAAUUUAUGCAACAGGCGUUUAAAGGAGGUCAAAAAAGACGAGUGGCGUGGGUAACAAUUUGAGGCGAAGCCGAAAAUUGUUAUUGAGACGCCACGACUAUUUUUUGACUCAAUUAAACACCG
Messenger RNA from Leguminivora glycinivorella, 1950 nucleotides. RefSeq lists its product as uncharacterized. Gene Ontology annotation, cellular component: mitochondrial inner membrane; nucleus. The transcript has 9 exons. The coding region runs from base 319 to 1491 and encodes 390 amino acids. Gene Ontology annotation, molecular function: nucleic acid binding; metal ion binding; RNA endonuclease activity. Gene Ontology annotation, biological process: apoptotic DNA fragmentation. NCBI's taxonomy places the organism in Eukaryota, Metazoa, Arthropoda, Insecta, Lepidoptera, Tortricidae. The record is from RefSeq and is a predicted model, not a curated record.